AUGCCCUCAUCCGCUGCCGUUUUUCUCCGCAUUGGCUAUAGGAAGCUCAUUCUCCGGUUGCCCCAGCAACUGUGGAGGAUGACCCCCAGCUGGGGAGGGGAAAGCCUUGGGCCGCCUUUCAGCCCACCCCCGCGCAGCUCCACUGCUGACCUGCCAGUGGCUGGGAGGAGGAGCCAGCUCUGCAGAGGGGCUUCUACAGGUCCAGCGUGGGCCCUGCCGCCCAGCUGCUCCAGUGUCAGGCAGAGCGCCGGCGUUAAAGCCAGCGCUCCUCUCUCCCCCUGCUGCCCAUUCUGCAGCUCGCAUUCACUCCUCUCCAGUGGCAACCGGAGCACAGGCGGCAAGAUGUCAUCCUCAGGCAGCACCUCGUCCUCCUCCUCUUUCUCCUCUUCCUCGUCUUCCUCAUACACCGGCGAGGGACAAGGGAAGCCUAAUUCUAAAUCCCCGUCACGCAAGAAAGGGAGCCUGCAGAGCACCACCAGCCCUGACUUGCGUGGUGCAGUCGGGCCGAAGCCCCUGAAACCCCAGCGAUCCCUCCCAGGGACACCGGUUUCACUUAAACACUUCCCGAUUGACCUGCGAACAUCCAUGGACGGAAAGUACAAAGAAAUUGCAGAGGAGCUGUUCACUCGCAGCAUGGCCGAGAGCGAGAUGCGGAGCGCUCCCUACGAGUUCCCGGAGGACAGCCCCAUCGAACAGCUGGAGGAGCGACGGCACCGCCUGGAGAGGCAGAUCAGCCAAGACAUCAAGCUUGAGCCUGAGAUUUUGCUCCGCGCCAAGCAGGACUUCAUGAAAAUCGACAGUGCUCUGGAUCUGGAGUUUAUGAAGGAGAAGAGUGUAGACACUGUGGAUGACGGCUUUCCAGAGAGGGAGAUCCCGGUAGAGAGGGAGUACCAGCGUGUUUCCAUUUCCGGGGAGGAAAAAUGUGGGGUGCCCUUCACUGAUCUGGUGGAUGCUGCCAAGUGUGUGGUGAAGGCGUUGUUCAUUCGGGAGAAGUACAUUUCUCGCUCCAUGCAGAGCUUCUGUAAGACCACAGCCCGCUCCUUGCUGGAGCUGGGGGAGAAACCGAUGGACCUUCAGGUCUACGAGGAGAUCCCAGAGACCCCCGUAGAUGCUGAUGCUCCUGUCCAUCCACCCGUCUCCAAGACGCACCCUUACGAGAAUCAGGACCCCAAGAAUAUGCCCACUGACACAGGAUAUGGCUGCAGUAUGGUCGAUGGAGUCAUCCACGUCUACACCAAGAAUAGCCCCUUGGAAAAGAGUACAGAGCUUGACCUGCCCUAUCCUGACUUGAAGGAGUACAUUGCAGACAUGAAUGUCAUGAUGGCUCUUAUUAUCAAUGGACCAGUGAAGUCUUUCUGCUACCGCCGUCUUCAGUACUUAAGCUCCAAAUUCCAGAUGCACAUCCUGUUGAACGAGAUGAAGGAACUGGCAGCUCAGAAGAAAGUCCCUCACAGAGACUUCUACAACAUCCGCAAGGUGGACACACACAUUCAUGCAUCAUCCUGUAUGAACCAGAAGCACCUGCUACGUUUUAUCAAGCGAGCCAUGAAGAAGUAUCCCGGGGAGAUUGUCCAUAUUGAGCGUGGGCGUGGACAGACUCUCAUGGACGUGUUUGAAAGCAUGAACCUGACAGCCUUUGACUUGAGCGUAGACACUCUGGACAUGCAUGCGGACCGUAACACGUUCCACCGCUUUGACAAGUUCAACGCCAAAUACAACCCAAUCGGAGAAUCCAUCCUGAGAGAGAUCUUCAUCAAGACCGACAACCACAUUGAAGGGAAAUACUUUGCACACAUCAUUAAGGAGGUGAUGUCCGACUUGGAGGAGAGCAAGUACCAGAACUCUGAGCUGCGCCUGUCCAUCUAUGGUCGCUCCCGUGACGAGUGGGACAAACUAGCCCAGUGGGCUGUCAAACACCGUGUCUACUCCGACAACGUGCGCUGGCUUGUCCAGGUUCCCCGCCUCUUUGAUGUGUACCGAACCAAGAAUCAGCUGGCCAAUUUCCAGGAGAUGCUGGAGAAUAUCUUCAUGCCUUUGUUUGAGGUCACUAUCAACCCGCGCAGCCAUCCAGAGCUGCACCUCUUCCUGCAGCAUGUGGUGGGUUUUGACAGUGUGGAUGACGAGUCCAAGCCCGAGCACCAUAUCUUCAACCUUGACAGCCCGCUGCCAGUCAACUGGACAGAAGAGGAUAACCCGCCCUACUCCUACUACCUCUACUACACCUAUGCCAAUAUGACCGUGCUCAACCAUCUGCGCAGGAGGCGGGGCUUCCAUACGUUUGUGUUGCGACCUCACUGUGGGGAGGCGGGACCUAUUCACCACCUGGUGUCAGGUUUCAUGCUGUCGGAGAACAUUUCCCAUGGACUGCUGCUCAGAAAGGCCCCAGUGCUGCAGUAUCUGUACUACCUGGCUCAAAUUGGCAUCGCCAUGUCGCCUCUGAGUAAUAACAGCCUGUUCCUGAGCUAUCACCGCAACCCACUGCCAGAGUACCUGUCCAGAGGCCUCAUGGUCUCUCUGUCCACCGAUGACCCUCUCCAGUUCCACUUCACCAAGGAGCCUCUGAUGGAGGAGUACAGCAUCGCCACUCAGGUGUGGAAACUGAGCUCCUGUGACAUGUGUGAGCUGGCGAGAAACAGUGUCCUCAUGAGCGGUUUCUCACAUAAGGUAAAAAGCUACUGGCUGGGGCCCUACUACUGCAGGGAGGGUCCUGAGAGCAAUGACAUCCGCCGCACGAAUGUCCCCGACAUUCGCGUGGCCUACCGCAGCGAGACCCUCUGCGAGGAGCUCAACCUCAUCAUCCAUGCCGUGCGCACAGAGGAGCUGGACACCAUUGAUGAGGAAGAUUCUUUGUCCAUGGCCCCCCUCCCCGGACAGCGCUAAAAUCAGCAGUCGUCUCCACCUGUAAAUCCUCUCCACCCUUCGGCCCCUCCCAGCAUGACUUUGAAGAGGGUUGAUGCUAGAUCCAACGGGGUGUAGGCACGAAAGUAGCCGUGAUUGGCUGUUGCAUCAGCCAAUAGACAGCACGGAACCUCAAAGCGCACUGACUUGAAACAAACGAUGCACACUGAAACAUUUAGCUAGCUAGCUAGCUUACAUCUGACCUUAACAUUGCCAGAUCGUACUGUAACGAUAGCUAAUGUUAAAGCUUGCUAACAAUGGGAAUUCAAAAAGAGUUUAUACCCUAACCCUAACCCUAACCAACAACCAAUCACGUCUACGUCCGUGCCUACACCCCGUUGGAUCUAGCAUCAACCUUUGAAGAGAUGCAAAGAGAGGACUCUUGUCCUCGCUCUACCUCUGACAACCCCCAGCUCAACUCCCAGCCAUUGCUAUUGAACGUCACGUCACGUCACGUCACCUCACGUCAACAGCCACACCGCUGCCAAAAGCCAUGGAAGCAGUGCCCCCUAGAGUGCUCAGACCUCAGUUGUCUUUGUCGUUUGAACAUGGGUUGUAGACCCAUGUGCAGAAAAGGGAUAGCCAGCCCACUGUUUCUCUGAGAUUCAGUAUUUUUGCAGACUGAGCUUGAGUUAGAUCUGUCCAUUUCUGUCCCUUCUCUUCACGUCUCACUGUGACAGGUCGAGUCUCAGUGGGCAUGGCUAAGGUUAGCCGGGGAUAAUUGGCGCCAGCAUAUUCCAUUAAUGCACAAAGUAAGCGGGGAGACCUGAGAAAGCUGUGUCUUUAUGUGUUCUUAGUAAUCAAGGUAAGAAAGUCACAGAAAGUGAAUCAGUUCAUCUGGACACAACGUUUACUGAGAGAAACGUUUCAUCCCUCAUCUCACUGAGCCUGAAGAGGUCAAGGAUCAGGAACAAUUUAUUGUCAUUUCUUAUAUACACUUGUAUACACAAAGAAAUGACAUUUCGUUUCCCCCAGCCCACAGCAAUGCAACACAAAAAACACGUCCAUAAUUUCCCAAAAACGACGCCACCAAAAACAUACAAAAACAAAGAGAACAAAGCAAAAUAAAAAACACAAACAGUGAACAACACAGUCCACUCAGUGCAACUCAGUCCAAAAAAUUCUUCUGUCCAGAGAAUGAACGCCAGCCAGGAUGACUGGCGGAACCGCCGGUCUGCAUGGGCUAGCAGUUAGCUUAGCCUGCCCUGCUUCCGCGUCCUGCCAGACUGCCCUCGGUGUUUCCUCCCCAUGCGCAGCUCCAGGUAGGGCCGUGGUUCCUGGGCCCAUUGGAUGAGGCAGACCAGACUCCCUCAGCCGAUCCAACGCCAGCUCUCCUAGCCAUUAAGCGAAAAAAAUCGACGAACAAAAUAAAAACCUUCACAUGAAGACACAAACUUAGAUGUGGACAAAGACACUGCAUAGUCGGCACUGGGUGAGGCCGCCAUCUUCCACACAAGUAACAUUUCUCUCUCAAUAAACGGGGCCUGAUGAACUGAUUCAACUUUCUUUGACUGGGAAAGUUGUGUUUCCCUCGCUAAAGACACUGUAAGUGAGUGUUUCCUCUGCUUAGUCCAUCUCAUAGCUCCUCCUUCUGACUCCAUUUUGUCAGGCCAAAGCCACACAGUCCAACAUCAGUUGAUCUAUGGACUUUGCUAGAAAAGAUGACCGAUGUCAUCUCACAGAACUAUCUCCACAGUAAACCCAUCCUGAGAGCCGCUCAUAGUCCACGACCCAUUCAUGCUGCCUUACUAAACGUAACACGUCCUGCAUCUUCACGACACCCACAGCCAUUAUGUAGGAACGUAGAUGCAACGGUGUUUAAAUUCGUACAGUGUGAUUGUCGGCUCAGAUUUGCCUUCCUUGCUCAACCAUGUUUGGUAUGUUUUCAGAGUUUUGAGUAGUCAAAUCUAGUGUUAAUCAAAGUUAUUAGCUUAUAAUGAGAAUUUAUAUUUCAAAACAUAGAAGAAGCUGCUUUACACACUAGCGACUUGAGAAGUCGGUCAGACAGGUGUAGCGUUAAGACUGUUUUAGCGCUCGCUAAACUGUGUUGCUUGUGCUCACUGUGUUUUCAGACGAUCGGUGACCACACGUGUAAACUACUCGCAGCACGACUGCAUGCCGCGUUCCUAUAAUUUUCAUUAGCUGAGGAUAAAAGAACGGCGAGAGGGAUGCCAGCAGACUUUGUAGGCCUCAAGCCGGAGAGGAGCCAACUUCCUGUGGUCGACUGAAAACAUUCCACAAAGGGAAAGGGAUUUUUUUAUAAGUAAUUGUUAGGUCUGAAAUACCUCUAAGAAGAGUAGAUUUGCACCAUUGCGGUAUGUUUGUACCCGAUGGUCUGUUUCUGGAACUGUGGCGGUGUGCAUAAUAGAGCACGGCAACCACAGGUUACAGCACAGGUGAAGCGGAAUGAACUCAGAAAUCAUCCCGGGGGGGGGGGGGGCGAACAUCCCCACCGUAACCUCACUGUGACUGUUGAAUAGUUGGACCCUUUGCACCACCUUGUGCUUGAGCCUUGAUCCUGCUCUGUUCCCUCCCCCCACCCUUGUAGACAGACUUAAGCAAGGUGAGUUCCCCAGGACAAACCCUAUGAAGCUGUUUAUUUUCCGCCUUUUGCAUGACGUGCACUGUACGCACCAAGACAGGACUUACCAGUGCCUUUUUGUUUUAGCUUUGGGCACUGCUUGCCCAUUCUCCAAGCUGUUUUCUCGUAUGAAGAUUUCAUCUUUCGUCGGAUAAAAUGGCGAGCUCUGCACCAGUUUUAUCAUAUCACAUGGGCUCCCAUGCUGAUAUCAUGAGAAAUGAUGAAUGAAACACAACACCCAGCUGGAUGCUUGGUGUCUGCUUCGGCCUUCUCAUAACUUGGAAAGAAAGCUUUUUCUUCCCUUUUCCAAUGCUCUGCUUUUAAGUGCUUUUUCUCAUGUAAUGCAUGCCUGCAUGGAUAAUUACUGUCUAGAAGAGAGACUGAGAAGUUAAUUACAGCAAGCUGUAAUGUAAAACAACAAGAAUUCAGGGCUGCUGACCAGCUGUCAUGUAAUACGUUUGCAAUGAUAAUUUGGUCACGCAAAACCAAAUUGAAAGUCCACUUCGUCCUCCCUCUUGAAAUGCACAAACCAUGCUGGGACACAGUAAGGACUGUUGCAUGAGUCUUUAUGGCAUUUUUACGACUUCACCCUAGUUGAAGCUGGGAUCACCAAGCACUAUCUGGAGAUUUUUGUAUUGCAUACCCAUCCUCACUCAUACCUCUCUCUGUCGUUGGACAUCUUCUUCAUGUCCAUGUCCAUCAUACUGUGAGGGUUAUUUUUCACCGUUAUUGUUUCUGUAUCAUAAUACUUGAUGCCAAGGCUGUUCUUCCGUGAGAAUUAUGGAGCUGAUGUUGCAAAAUUGGCUCCACAGCCACCUACCAUCCAACGUAGUCAUAAGAACGAGAAGAGAUAACGUCCUAGAAUGUCAGCAUUUGAAACUAGCCUACUGUAAUGUACAUGUUCACUUUGAAAGCAGAUCAUUAAUACAGUUAAUAAGAGCCCAUCAUAAUUGGGGAGGGUAAACGUGGCUUCUCAUUUAAAGGGAUGCACUACGGUUGUGUUUGUCCAGUACAUGAUGGGAUUCAUGUGGUCGUUGGAUUUCCUGUACAAAGUUUAUUUUUUUAAAGGCUAUAGACGUAAGAAAUUUUCUAUAAAGAUAUAUUGAUGUUUAAUUUUCAAAAUUAAUUGCGUUCAUGGAGUAUUCAUUCAUGAAUGGUACGUACAGAUUUUUUUUUCACCUUUGUGAUUUUAUUCUUAUUUUAGCCUUAUCUUACAAAGUUUUAAGCUUAAAAUAAUUCGAUCCAAUAUUUCACUUUUUUUGGUUUCGUUUGAUUUAUUGUGUUCACCUUUAAUAGUGUUUUUAUUGUUUCUACUCUGAUUAGUGUUCCUCAUACCUCUCCAUUUUAUCUGGAGAAAAAAAUUCAAGCCAAAAGAUGUCUGUAUAUUGUCACACCCACUCGCUCUUUCACUCUUGUUUCACAUCACAGCCAUAGAAUUCGCCUUUUUAGAUGUAAUUUGUAAAGACAAACUGUCUUACAAUACGUUGUAACAUGAAUGACAUGUUACAAAGUAGCAAGUCAUUCAUGUUACAAGUCAUGUUACAAAGUAACAUGAGACACGUUACAAAGUAACAACAUGUAAUUCAUGUUACUUUGUAACAUGAAUUACAUAACAUGUUUUUGUGUUUAGGGAUUGAAGGAAGGAUGCACACCAAAGGCACAGACACCUGUGGUCAGUCUCUGGGAUGAUAUGUGGUCAAAUAUCAAUCCAGCUGGUUUAUAGUAUGUAAUUCAGAUAAUGUCUAAUGUCCUCCAUCGUGCAGAGGUGGCUGGUGACUGUAUCAUGAGCAGUUCACUUUAUGGCUUCAUGUUUUCUGUUCAUGGGUCACAGUAGCGGAGAACUAAAUUUUUGUAGCAUGCACAAUGUAGUGCACCCUACCUCACAAAUAUCCUCUGUUCUCAUCUUGUUGCUGUAUACUGUGUUUUCCUCAACAACGCCAGCGUUGUACCCUAGAAAUUAAGAAUAGCACACAAGGAUUCACGUGUGAGACGGAGAGCAGCAGCAGCCAGUGGGAGAUGCUGUUCACUGUUCUGCCAUAUAGUGAACCAGCACAAAAACAACCCAGAGACUAUUCAAAUAUCUUCACUUACACCCCGAGUUGACUCUUGUUCUUGUAAUAGUCACAUUUAUGUAUUCCCAAGUACUUAUUUCAAAAGAAAGUAUUAUGAUGCUCACACUCUAUUCUCAUUAGUUAGUUUUUUUUCUCAUAAUGCCUGUUUUUACACAUUGUCACUUUUUUUGUUGAAAUCUGAUUUGUUGUAUCGUGUUUAGUGAUCUUUACUCAUUCUCAUGGCUUGAAAUAGACUGAGUUUCAGUCUGAUGCCUCGGAUAUGGUUCAUGUGUAACGUCUGAAGAAUAAAAUAAAGGCAUGUUUAUUCAUUGCACAA
Messenger RNA from Lampris incognitus (smalleye Pacific opah), 7867 nucleotides. RefSeq names its product adenosine monophosphate deaminase 2a (gene ampd2a). Gene Ontology annotation, molecular function: AMP deaminase activity. The transcript has 18 exons. NCBI's taxonomy places the organism in Eukaryota, Metazoa, Chordata, Actinopteri, Lampriformes, Lampridae. Gene Ontology annotation, cellular component: cytosol. The coding region runs from base 1 to 2880 and encodes 959 amino acids. Gene Ontology annotation, biological process: AMP metabolic process; IMP salvage. The record is from RefSeq and is a predicted model, not a curated record.